GUACCUCUCUGAGUGAACGGGACAGAGCCGACUGUGGGACCAGAACCCAGCAGGGUGACAUUCGUUUCACCGCGAACAGCUCCAGCAGCCACGUUUUGCUUCACGAAGACGCAGCGACCAGCGGAGGAUCUUGCCUUUCUGUGAGAUCAGCCUGCAUCCUCUUUGAUUCCCUCUGGCGUCACCCUUGUAAAAUGGGGUGAUUGUGUUCAUUCAUCUUUCAACUAAUUUACCUGGAAUAAGCCUAAGGUUCAACCCUGAUGUCAGAAGAUUCAGACUCCAAGCCCUACUGCUUCGCAGAGCUGGAGGACCAGAAUGGAGCCUCGGGGUGCAGACCGUCCACCUCGUGCAGCUCCAUCCCAAGGGGGGCCUCGGGGUGCAGCUCCAUGGCACAGCUCCACCGGAUGGGUGGCUACAGCCAAGGAGGGCCUGACCUAGGCCUGCCCUCCGAGGGCAGCGACAGCAGCGGCCAGGACCCUCCCGCCUCGUCGCACAAGCUUCGCAAGAAUGCUCGCUCCAGAUCGCUCCCUGAGGAGGAUGUGGAGAUGAAGAGCAGCGGGUCCAGUGGGAGUGGGACUGAAUCACACGGCAACGAGAGCCACGGCAAUGAGAGCCACGGAAAUGAGAGUCACGGCCAUGGGUCGUUGGGCAGCUCCAAUGGCAACAGCAAAGACUCAGCACUCCUGGAAUCAUCAGAGAGCAACAAGAGCUCCAACUCCCACAGCCCGUCUCCUCCGAGCAGCUCCAACGCCUUCAGUCUGCUCAGCUCCGAGCAGGACAACCCUUCAACCAGCGGCUGCAGUAGUCAGGAAUCAGCCAAAGCCAAGACCCAGAAGGAGGUGAUUAAAACUCUGAAAGAGCUGAAGCUUCACCUGCCUGCUGAGAAGAAACACAAUAACAAGGCUACCACAUUGAACACCCUCAAGUACGCCCUGCGAUGUGUGAAGCAGGUGGAAGCCAAUGAGGAGUAUUACCAGCUGCUGAUGAUCAAUGACAGCCAGCCUUCAGGCCUGGAUGUAUCUUCUUAUACAAUAGAGGAAAUAGACAGCAUCACUUCUGAAUACACCCUUAAAAACAAUGACAUUUUCGCAGUAGCGGUGUCUCUAAUCACAGGGAGGAUAGUCUACAUUUCUGACCAGGCUGCCUCCAUCCUCAACUGCAAAAGAGACGUGUUCAAGAACUCCAAGUUUGUGGAGUUCCUGACGCCGCAGGAUGUCAGCGUGUUCUACAGCUUCACGACGCCUUAUCGCCUGCCCUCAUGGAGCAUGUGCACAGGAGCAGAGUCAUCCCCGCCUGACUGCAUACAGGAGAAGUCCUUCUUCUGCCGUAUCAGCGGUGGUAAGGACUGUGAGGGUGACCUGCAGUACUACCCGUUCCGCAUGACGCCUUAUCUGAUGAAAGUCCAGGACACGGUGCAUGCUGAGGACCAGUUCUGCUGCCUCCUCCUGGCUGAGAGGGUUCUCUCCGGUUAUGACGCACCUAGAAUUCCAACGGACAAGCGCAUCUUCACGACCACGCACACUCCGAGUUGUGUGUUCCAGGAUGUGGAUGAGAGGGCGGUUCCUCUUCUGGGGUACCUCCCUCAGGACCUGAUUGGUACCCCCGUUCUCCUCCACUUGCAUCCCAAUGACCGCCCCAUCAUGCUGGCCAUCCACAGAAAGAUCCUUCAAUAUGCAGGGCAACCAUUUGACCACUCGUCCAUCCGCUUCUGCGCGCGAAACGGAGAGUACAUCAUCCUGGACACCAGCUGGUCCAGUUUCGUCAACCCGUGGAGCCGCAAGGUCUCCUUUGUUAUUGGGAGACAUAAAGUCCGAAUGGGCCCUGUGAAUGAGGACGUUUUUUCUCCGGCCUCCACUAUCAGCGAGAUGAAGACCAUGGACUCUGACAUCCAGGAGAUUACUGAGCAGAUACAUCGACUCCUUCUGCAGCCGGUUCAUAACAGCGGCUCCAGUGGCUACGGUAGCCUGAACAACGACCACCACCUGGGCAUGACCUCCUCCAACGAGAGCCUCAACAACGGCAAAAUGCAACAAGAGGAAGAGCAAGUCAGCCACAAGGCCAGACCUCGAACCUUCCAGGAAAUCUGUAAGGGAAUUCAUCUCCAGAAGAGCCAGGAGCAGCAGAUGGCUAAACUAGACAACAGAAAAAGCAGUGGCAUAGAGUCUGCACAGAAGAGCCUAGCGGUGGUGAGGCCCAAAGACCCGGCCGCUCUUUUCAACUGGAAGGAGACCGGCUCCGCUGUAGAGAACAGUAGAGGCUCUUUCCAGGAGGAGCUGGGCGUCGGUGACCAGACUGGCUCGUACUCGUACCAGCAGAUCAGUUGUCUGGACAGCGUUAUCAGGUACUUGGAGAGCUGUAAUGUUCCCAUCACCAUGAAGAGGAAGUGUCAGUCUUCCUCUAACACCACGUCCUCUAACUCCGACGAGGACAAGCAGAAAGGAGCCAGCAGCAUGCAGGUCACUGAAGAACCAGCCUUGUUGAAGAAUCAGUCUGGUCUCUCCGCUUUGGAUGAUCAAGGCAAAAAGUCCAGUGACGCGGCCACAGCGGUAGUGGGCACUUCGCUGCCCCUACCUGUACCAAACAAACCAGAAAGUGUGGUGUCCAUAACCAGCCAGUGUAGCUACAGUAGCACCAUAGUGCAUGUUGGGGACAAGAAACCUCAGCCCGAGUCAGAGAUCAUAGAGGACGUGCCAGGCGCAGGGGAGACGGCGGAACCCAGCCAGAUCCCCACAGCUCCUCCCAGUUCUGUUUCGCCUCCCAGUCAGGAGAGAGAGCCCUACAAAAGACUGGGGCUGACCAAGCAGGUUUUAGCAGCCCACACGCAGAAGGAGGAACAGGCCUUCCUGUGCCGCUUCAGGGAGCUCCGCGGACACUCGGCCCUCAAGGAAAACUGCUCUCAGUACUUGGAGCGCCAGCGAGAACAGUUCACCAGCGAUGGGACACCUGCUGCUCGACCCAGCAAACAGAGCGGACAGGGUGCGGAGCCGACCACGAGGCGAGGAACGCGGAAUAGGAAGACCAAGUCAAAGCGAGUGAAGAAGAUUGAGUCCUCAGACAGCACAGUGUCCCAACACAGACAGCAACAGCUGCGGCCUCCUCUUCUAAACCACGGCCUUAACCAGACAUCCUGGUCUCCCUCUGAAACAUCGCAAUCCGCCUUUCCCAUGGCUUAUCCUGCCGUCAUGUCAGGCUACCCCCUCCAGGUUUACCCCAGCCCCGCAGCCAGCUCCGUAGCUCCCCGCACAGACGCCACCCUGCAAAGCUUUCCUGACAACCAGUGUCCGCAAGCACCCGUCUGCCCCCCGCCCAUCCAGGCACCUCCCUUCGGCGCCCCCAUGGUCACCCCCGUUGUGGCUCUCGUGAUGCCCAACUACCUGUACCCUCUGAUGGGCCCAGGGCCACAACCACCACAUCCUGUGUACCAGGCAGACACUGGGGGUUUCCCCACCCAAACCCAGCACUGUGCUCAGGCUACGUUUCCAGGCCUGGGACCCUUCGCCCCUUUACCCGCCUUCAACGGUCACAAUCAGUUCAACGGCCAGAGCCACUUAAUUCCUCAAGCAGGCUACUUGACUCCUUCUUUCUACUUUCCUCCAACCACGGAGACCCCGAAGGCCCCAGUGGAGGGCCAGUCCCGCUCCUCAACACCACAGUCUGGAAUAGCUGGCGGCCAAGCGUCCCCGCCCUUGUUCCAGUCCCGCUGCAGCUCGCCUCUCAACCUGCUGGAGCUGGAGCUUUCCGUGGACAGACAGGACAGCACAGCGAUGUCUUCGGUGGGACAAGGGAAUAAUACGACUGAGAGGGAGAAAGGAGCGAGUCUCAACCAGGCCAAGGAGAGGGAGCUGAAACAGCCAUCUCUCAAUCUCCUUGGUCCACCUGGACCCUUGUAUUUCGAGGUCACGUCCUGUGUCUGUGAGCGUUUGUCUUGGGAUAAAGUGUGCUCUAGGCUGAGGGCUUACACCAAAGAGACAAGCUCACGCGGUGACGGCAACAACAGCGAUGCCAACUCCUCGUCCAGCGACAUGUUGGACAUUAUCCUCCAGGAAGACUCCUGUUCAGGCACCGGCUCAGCCACCUCAGGGUCCAUGGGCUCGGGGUCCAACGGCUGUGGAACUUCAGCCAGCGGGACGUCGAACAGCGGGACCUCUAAGAGCAGGACAUCGGCCAGCGGGACAUCAGCCAGCGGGACAUCAGGAAGUGGUACAGGAAGCAACAACAGUAGUAACUACUUCGGCAGCGUGGACUCAUCUCAGAACAGCCAGAAGGUCAAAGGUCACUUAAGCGGCAGUGACGAAAGGCCCGUGGAGAUGGAGCAGAGUGAACACUUCAUCAAGUAUGUACUGCAGGACCCGCUGUGGCUGCUCAUGGCCGACACAGAUGACAAGGUCAUGAUGACCUAUGAGCUGCCCUCGCGUGACAUCCAGAGGGUGCUCAGAGAGGACAAAGAGAAGCUGAGGCUGAUGCAGAAGAACCAGCCACGCUUUUCAGAGGAGCAGAAGAAAGAGCUGAUCGAGGUCCACCCCUGGAUCAAGAAGGGAGGUUUACCCAAAGCCAUAGACGUCAAGGUGUGCUCCUGCUGUGACGGCGCGCCAGAAGCAGCAGCCGCGGCGGCGGCGGCAGCGGGUGAGGAUCACCCAGACCUGAGCCUGGGUGAUGCGGAGUCAGGAGUCAGCUGCCUGCAGAGGCCCAGAGAGGAGCAAUCAAACGCUGGCGCCAUCUCUUGUCACGGCUCUUCUCUUAGCUCCACCCAGAUGCAACCAGCGAGGCAAUAAACUCAUUUUCAUAGUGACUUUUGUACCCUGCUCUGCAGAACUCCGAGGAGCAACCUUUUGAAGAAUGUGAAUAUAUUUGGUGGACAUCAAAAAACAUUUUUAUUUUAUUGUUGUUGCUUGGGAAUUGCUGGGCUCUGUGACUGUGUAUGUUUGUUCAUUUGGAGCAUCUGGUAAUGCGUGACACUUUUUUGAGUUUUAUGCACUGACUGUAAAAUGCUGAGCCCAACGAGAGAAGUACAGAAGGAUGCACAGAAGAGGUCAAACAAACACCUGUGUGCUGCACACAGCUUUUUCACUUGCCAGGAAGUGGCUCAGUGGUGUACUAACUGUUGCGGUUAAUGAAUGAAUUCAGUAUUUGAUGACGCUUCCUCAGUUACAACAACACUGAACUACGUCAGCAUGUGGUGAGAACAGGUGGAAGUUGGCCUCUGUCGUUUUUACACACAUCAAGCAAAUGAGCACAAGUGCACUUUGUGGACUGUACUGGAAGAAAAGGAAGUUACAUAUGAAACUCCCUAUUCACCGAAAUUCAUUUCAAGUGAUGCAGAAUAGUCACGGGGAGAAAAGCGACAACGGGUGAAGAUUCCCACUGCCUAGAUCACCAUCUGUGAGGAGCACAUCCAAAUUACAACAAUACUUCAUCAAAGGCCCUGCAUUCAAAAUGUUAUAAUAAAGCAUAAUAUAUAUGUAUAUAUAUUUAUUAUUGGGCCCAUUUGCAGAGAGUUACUUGGAGAAAAUGUGGAGAAAAUGAAAGUAUAAUGUAGCACAAGAAAGAAGAAUUCUUACAGAUCCUUACAUAUGAUGAGGGUGGUGAAAAUACCUGAAGCUGCACAGAGCAAACGUUGAUUUGAGAAUAUGUAACUUUUAAACUACCUUCUGUGUGUCAUUUGGUGCUGUGUCUGACAUUUUACCUUUAUGUUUUUGGUUUGGUUUCUCACAAACUGCAGUGUUUGUUUCAGCUGUGAAACAUUUAUUUCUUAGAUGCCUCGCGUUUAAAGACAUUUUAUUUACAUAUGUUUCAUAGCUUGUUUUAAUGCAUGUAACAGUCAUUGUGUCUGAGCAUAUAUAUAUAUAUAUAUAUAAAUAUAAAUCUAUUUUUACAUAAAAUAAUUUAAUAAAUAAAAAAAACAGGCCACUUAAUUUGUGGGAGGGAAAUCUAGCUUAAAGGGGACCAAGAGACUUCAUAUUUGCUGUAAAUACUAUUUUGUGUAAUUUUCUUUAAUAUAUUUCUUACCACAGACUGGAGGAUAGCAAAGCUCUGAGUCGAUGGUGGUUGACGUUCUAUGAAGUGAGGACAGUUUUGAUGUUUCCCCCCAUGGUUUAAAGUGUCCCACAUUACACUCCACGUGGCCUGAUGUUGCUCUCGUAAAUAUGGAGCAUCCUGAUCAUCAGGACUGAAGCUCAUUACCGUUCAGAACAAACGUGGUCACUUCAGACUGAUUUUAGGGUUAUUGCACUGGUAUAAAGCAGCUCAGGCAGAUGACAGGUGGCUGCGUGGAGAGAUUUCCUUCACUUUGAAGUUCAUGCUGUAAUCUGAGAGGAAACAAGUCUGCGUCUCUUUAUCAUCUGCAGACACACACUGACGUAAUGCACCUUUAUUUUAUUUUAUUUUAUUGUUCCCUUUUUUAUUUUUAAUGGAGGAGAUUAUUAUUUUUCUCUAAAUAAAAUGUUGCCCACUCUA
This is a messenger RNA of Mugil cephalus (flathead mullet), 6450 nucleotides long. It is a transcript of the gene per2, whose product is annotated as period circadian clock 2. The transcript is spliced from 24 exons. Gene Ontology annotation, cellular component: nucleus; cytoplasm. NCBI's taxonomy places the organism in Eukaryota, Metazoa, Chordata, Actinopteri, Mugiliformes, Mugilidae. Bases 258 to 4769 code for a protein of 1503 amino acids. Gene Ontology annotation, molecular function: transcription corepressor binding; transcription cis-regulatory region binding. Gene Ontology annotation, biological process: circadian regulation of gene expression; entrainment of circadian clock by photoperiod; negative regulation of transcription by RNA polymerase II. The record is from RefSeq and is a predicted model, not a curated record.